CCGGCGGCGACCGGCGGCGGCGGGCAGCGCGUCAGGCGGAGAGAGCCGCCGCCAGCCCAAGAAGCAGCAGGAAAGACAACCUGACAUAGGGAACUGGGGACUGCUAUACAGAGAGAGAACUACAAAACACCCUCAGUGCAGUAGGAACCCUAAUCCAAAGUCCCUAUACUUUUAUCAGAGUGUGCAACAGAGGAACAUGGCUCAAGAAACUAAUCACAGCCAAGUGCCUAUGCUUUGUUCCACUGGCUGAGGAUUUUAUGGAAACCCUCGUACAAAUGGCAUGUGUUCACUAUGUUAUAAAGAACAUCUUCAAAGACAGAAUAGUAGUAAUGGUAGAAUAAGCCCACCUGCACCUUCUGUCAGUAGUCUGUCUGAGUCUUUACCAGUUCAGGGCACAGAUGGCUGCGUCCCAGAAACUCAGUCGGCGUUAGACUCGACAUCUUCAUCUAUGCAGCCAAGCCCUGUAUCAAAUCAGUCACUUUUAUCAGAAUCUGUAGCAUCUUCCCAAGUGGACAGUACAUCUGUGGAUAAAGCAAUACCUGAAACAGAAGACCUGCAAGCUUCAGUAUCAGAAACGGCACAGCAGCCAUCUGAAGAGCAAAGCAAGUCUCUUGAAAAACCAAAACGAAAAAAGAAUCGCUUUUUCAUGUGCAGGAAGAAAGUGGGACUUACUGGGUUUGAAUGUCGGUGUGGAAAUGUUUACUGUGGUGUACACCGUUACUCAGAUGUACACAAUUGCUCUUACAAUUACAAAGCUGAUGCUGCUGAGAAAAUCAGAAAAGAAAAUCCAGUAGUUGUUGGUGAAAAGAUCCAGAAGAUUUGAACUCCUGGAAUAAAAAAUCCUUCGACCAUCUGCAAACUAAAAAUUGACUUGAGUUUUUUUUUCCUAGUCAUUGAGAAUGUAGAGCAAUGUAUCUUGCAUAGACCUUUUAAUCAUGCAUGUCAUCAGAAGAAUAGAUUUUUGUUUUUGUUUUGAAAAUGACUCCGAACAUUUAUUUACAUUGCAGUUUCUGUGGCUGAAAAGACUUAAGUAAACUUUACAAGUAUUAUCCUU
Mesoplodon densirostris (Blainville's beaked whale) is the source of this 1054-nucleotide messenger RNA. RefSeq names its product AN1-type zinc finger protein 6-like. Gene Ontology annotation, molecular function: polyubiquitin modification-dependent protein binding; DNA binding; zinc ion binding. Lineage: Eukaryota; Metazoa; Chordata; Mammalia; Artiodactyla; Ziphiidae. The transcript has a single exon. Gene Ontology annotation, biological process: protein targeting to peroxisome. The record is from RefSeq and is a predicted model, not a curated record.